GUGGCGACCCCAGCACCGCGCGGGGCAAACCUCCCGGCGUGGCCGUGCGGGAGACAAACUCUGGAUCGCAGCAGGGAAGACAGGAGGUGACGUCCUUUUCCAUGUGAAGGAAGAAUGAUUGGAGAAACUUCACAGAAUCCUCCAUGAGUGUGUCUAAGGAAGAGUUGGAUGGGACUACAUGGAAGAGUGUUGCUGAAGUAAAGGACCCCUGCAGCCUCCCCAUGCUAUCUGUUGACAUGGAAAACAAGGAAAAUGGCUCUGUCGGUGUAAAAAAUUCCAUGGAAAAUGGGAGACCACCGGAUCCUGCAGACUGGGCAGUGAUGGAUGUCGUCAAUUAUUUCCGAACAGCAGGAUUUGAGGAGCAAGCUAGUGCUUUUCAGGAACAGGAAAUUGAUGGAAAGUCCCUGCUGUUGAUGACGAGGAAUGACGUGUUGACUGGACUUCAGUUAAAAUUGGGGCCUGCUCUGAAAAUCUACGAGUAUCAUGUAAAACCUCUGCAGACAAAGCACUUAAAGAACAGCUCUUCAUAG
Molecule: messenger RNA, 530 nt
Organism: Castor canadensis (American beaver)
Lineage: Eukaryota; Metazoa; Chordata; Mammalia; Rodentia; Castoridae
Gene: Samd13
Product: sterile alpha motif domain containing 13
Biological process (GO): negative regulation of DNA-templated transcription
Cellular component (GO): nucleus
Molecular function (GO): chromatin binding; histone binding
Source: RefSeq, a predicted model, not a curated record